Molecule: messenger RNA, 1641 nt
Organism: Ostreococcus lucimarinus CCE9901
Lineage: Eukaryota; Viridiplantae; Chlorophyta; Mamiellophyceae; Mamiellales; Bathycoccaceae
Exons: 1
Coding region: 70-1479 (469 amino acids)
Biological process (GO): tetrapyrrole biosynthetic process
Molecular function (GO): glutamate-1-semialdehyde 2,1-aminomutase activity; transaminase activity; pyridoxal phosphate binding
Source: RefSeq, a predicted model, not a curated record
CACUCCGCGACGCCUCGCGCGUACGCACGGCGCCGCACGACCCCUCGAAUCGCGACGCGCGCGAUCGCGAUGUUCGCCGCGACGACGACGCUCGGCGCGACGAAAUUCGUCGUCGCGAAAACCUCGACGUCGACCUCGUCGCGCGCGCGACGAUCGACGCCGCGCGUUCGCGCGCAGAGCGUCCAGGCGCCGGCGCUGAACACGACGCGAUCGAGCGAGAUCUUCAAGGCGGCGCAAGACAUCCUGCCGGGAGGCGUGAACUCGCCCGUGCGCGCGUUCAAGUCGGUGGGCGGGAACCCGAUCGUGUUCGAGCGCGUCAAGGAUGCGUACGCGUUCGACGUGGACGGGAACAAAUACGUCGAUUACGUCGGAUCGUGGGGACCGGCGAUCUGCGGACACGCGAAUGAUCGGGUGAACGAGAAAUUGAAGGCGCAGAUCGAUAAGGGGACGAGCUUCGGGGCGCCGUGUGAGCUCGAGAACGCGCUCGGCGAGAUGGUCAUCGAGCGCGUGCCGAGCGUGGAGAUGGUGCGAUUUUGCAACUCUGGGACGGAGGCGUGCUUGUCCGCGCUGCGCGUGAUGCGGGCGUACACGGGGAGAGACAUGAUCAUUAAGUUCGAAGGGUGCUACCACGGACACGCCGACCCGUUCUUGGUCAAGGCUGGUUCGGGCGUCAUCACGCUCGGGUUGCCGGAUUCGCCGGGCGUGCCGGCGGCGGCGACGGCGACGACGCUGUGCGCGACGUACAACAACCUCGAUGAAGUCAAGGCUUUGUUCGCGGCGAACCCGGGUAAGAUUGCGGGGGUGAUCCUCGAACCCGUGGUCGGGAACAGCGGUUUCAUCGCCCCGGACAAGGAGUUUUUGCAAGGCUUGCGCGAGACGUGCACCAAGGAGGGCGCGGUGCUGUGCUUUGACGAAGUCAUGACUGGGUUCCGCAUCGCCAAGGGCUGCGCGCAAGAGUACUGGGGCGUCACCCCGGAUUUGACCACCAUGGGUAAGGUGAUCGGCGGCGGUAUGCCCGUCGGCGCGUACGGGGGUAAGCGCGAAAUCAUGGACAUGGUCGCCCCGGCGGGUCCGAUGUACCAAGCCGGUACGCUCUCCGGGAACCCGCUCGCCAUGGUUGCUGGCAUCGAAACGUUGAAGAUUCUCGGCGAACCGGGUCAGUACGAAAAGUUGGACAAGCUCACCAAGCGCUUGAUCGAGGGCAUCUUGAAGGCGGGUAAGGACAACGGCCACGCGGUGUGCGGCGGUCACAUCUCGGGCAUGUUUGGUUUCUUCUUCACCGAAGGUCCGGUGAAGAACUUCGCCGACGCGGCGAAGAGCGACACCGAAAAGUUCGGUCGCUGGCACCGUGCCAUGCUCGAAGAAGGUGUCUACUUGGCCCCGUCCCAAUACGAAGCCGGUUUCAUGUCUUUGGCGCACACCGAAGCGGACAUUGACGCCACCAUCGCCGCCGCUCAACGCGCGAUGGCGCGCAUUUAAACGCAUAUUUUGACGAUUUCGAUGACGCGGUGACGCGUCUUCGUAGUCAUCAACAUUUACCACGACGACGACGGCGCAGUCAGCGCACGCACGGCGACGAUCGACGACGAUUACUUUGAUUAACUUGCUCUCAUUGAAAUUUAACAACUCUUCAAGCCGAUU